This is a messenger RNA of Cyphellophora attinorum, 900 nucleotides long. Its product is annotated as Vacuolar basic amino acid transporter 1. The transcript has a single exon. Gene Ontology annotation, cellular component: fungal-type vacuole membrane. Bases 1 to 900 code for a protein of 299 amino acids. NCBI's taxonomy places the organism in Eukaryota, Fungi, Ascomycota, Eurotiomycetes, Chaetothyriales, Cyphellophoraceae. Gene Ontology annotation, molecular function: basic amino acid transmembrane transporter activity. Gene Ontology annotation, biological process: transmembrane transport; basic amino acid transport. The record is from RefSeq and is a predicted model, not a curated record.
AUGACAAGCGCUGCCGAUGAAAACUCGGAAAGAGCACCUCUGCUCCACUCAAGCUCUUCCACUUUGCACGAAGAAAGCGACGACGCACCGAAAGGCACGGCACAACACACGAUCUCAAACACCAGAGGCGCCUUGAUAUGCUUGAGCAUAUGGGUGCUCAUUUUCGUCUUGACAUGCAACAUAUCGCUCUUGACGACGGUGCAAGGCACCAUCGCUACUGCCCUUGAUGCUUUCGACUCUGUGAGCUGGUUCACCUCGACGUACCUCAUCGCUCUGACCAGCCUAAUUCCGGUAGCUGGCCGAUUCUGCAUCAUCUUCACGCCUAGAUAUUAUCUCUUCGCUUCCGUUCUGGUCGUUGCAGUUGGCCUGCUCAUCACAUCCCAAGCUGGGAGCUUGGCAAUAUUUCUGGUCGGACGAGCUCUCACAGGCAUCGGUGCUGCAGCCUUCACGCCUGUCGCUCUCAUCCUGGUCGCGGAUCUGACCAGCACGCGUCGGCGAGGUCUCUUCUUCGGUCUCAUCAAUGUCUGCUACACGACCGGGGUCUCAUUAGGCGCCGUGCUCGCCGGUGCUCUGGAGCCUGCACUUGGGUGGCGAGCUGUUUUCUGGCUGCAAAUUCCAUUGGUUUUGGUUGGUGGCCUCCUCGCUCUAGCAACUCUGCCUGAGCCUAGCGAGGGCCGACAACAGCCCGAUUCUGACGAUGAGUCAUUCCUACACAAGCUGUCACGAAUCGACUAUCUUGGUAUCCUGAGCCUGAUCUCUGCGGUAACCCUGCUUCUAUAUGGCUUGUCAGCGUCCAGAAUCCAUGCCACGCCUAUCAUCCUUGCGGUUGCAGGCUUCAUGCUGUUCGUGUUUGUCGAGGCGAAAUGGGCGAUCGACCUAUCAUACCUCCUAGCGUCAUGA